AGUUGCGUCAAAAGAAGUUGUUUUUCUGAUUUCACUUCAGCUGGGGUCGGAUAGUAAGGCGUGCUGCUGUUUAAAGUUUUUGUGUUUUAAUACAACUCAAUUUUAAUCCGUAAACACGAAGAAAGUGGACACAUACCAGGAUGAGUGCUGGAAUUAGAAAAAAUGGGAUUAGUUGCUUGGAAGUUUAUCAGGCCAGCCUGGAACGACGAGUUCAACAAGGCGAGUGGGAUCUGGUGUGCCGAGAUGAAGAGCUGUGUAAGGAAAUGGAGACACGUCUGUCUGAAUGCAGUCCUCAAAACUUCCACUCUCAGCUUGGGCUAGACUGGCUGUCAGUGAUGGAGGCUUCACUCCAAGCAUCACACCACACAUUGGGCCAAAACAGGCUCAAAAGUCUUAUUAAGGCAUUUGAAGUGCUAGAGCUUGCAGCACUAAAUCUCUAUUUGUGCCCAUGGCGGAAAGAGUACAAGGUGGUGAAGAUGUUCUCGGGUAUGUUCACUCACUGCGUCAAACCCGCUCUGACGGCACAGCAAGCUGAAGAGCUGUUUGCAUUACUCGGAUACCAGCCGGCAGGCAGCAAUGAAGAGGAGCUGAGACUAAGCACAAAACCAGUUCAUUCACAUACCCUUCUCCAGCUGGCAUGUGGUUUCUUCACUGCCCGUAUAGAGUGCCAGCUGCUGCUUACUGCUGUGGCCUCCUUGGGUGGCAGCAUGGAGUGGGCGCUUCAACUCAUUCACGAAAGAAAGCGUGGCUGCACUUUUCAAAUAGCGCUGGACAGUACAAAGAGAAAGCUGGAGUGUGCUCCAUGCGAUACGCCAUUAGCUCUAGAUGCAAAUCUAGAUCUGUACACCGAUGACAAUCUGGCCGAGCGUAGUCACAUGGCCUCACCACCCAGUCUUCCUUACAUUCCACCCAGUGACGCUCCCUUACCACAUAACAUGUCCCACAGUAGCACUUCCCAGUCAAACAAGGAGAGGAAUGAAAAGAAGGCACAGACUGUCUCCAUCUCAUCCCUGACCUGCCAAAUCAAUGCAACACCACAGAAGACUGACUUGAGUCUAAAGCCGUGUGAAAAUGAAAGACAAUUUACAGUAAUGUGUAAUGCCCAGCUUAAUGCCUCAAAAGAACUACAACAUAUGUGUAACUGUUUAAAGUCAUAUGGGUCAUAUCCUAAUCAAUGCCUCCAGUGUGGAGAAAUUCAUAGCGUGGAUUGUCCUUCUUUUAGGAGCUGCAUUGAGCAAAAUCAUAAAGUCAUUUUUGCACAGCAGCACAUGAUGAGUGCACUAUCCCCAACCAGACAGGACCAGAUACAAUGCUGGGAAAAAACGCCAAAAGAUGAUCUGAAGCAACACAGCUGUACAAAAAAACCCAGCAAUGAUUUCUUCUUUGUGUGCCAUGAUUGUUAUUAUAUCCAUGAUGAAAAAUGUGAGGAAAUUCAGAGGUGUUUCCGUAUAGGACAUAAUGUGCAAAAUACAGGAAGGUUACAGCCAGCUCAAGUAGAAAGAGGGGUGAUUGCACAUACAUGUUUUAAGGCAGAACAUACAGGCUAUGUAGUCUGCCACACAUGCAACAAAUCCCAUGACGUCUUAUGUAAAGAAAUACAGAGCUGCCAGAUGUCUAGUCACAAUGUGGUAUACAUGCUUGAAAAUAACGAAAAAGCAACCCAAGUCAAGGCCAUGCCUUUACACCAGUGCUGUACAUCCGCACAGCCAAAGUUUGCCUGCCUCACUUGCAGAGUUUUCCAUACCGAUUCCUGUGAAGAGAAUCAGUGCCCAAGACAACAUGAAGUACAGAGUCUCAAAUACAUGUGCUGCACAUGCUCACACACUGAGCUUUACGUUCUGUGUAGGUACUGCUGUGCCCAACAUUGCAAAAAAUGUUGGUUUAAAAGCCCCCUGGAAUGUAAAUGUGGCAUGCCUUUUCAUAACUCCCCUGUUUAAAAGAAUGGCUGAAUAACUCGUAUUUAUCUAGCUGCUUUAAAGGCAAUUUACCAGAUUUGUUUUCACCUGUUGUUACAGCCAAAUUAUAGUAGAUACAGUUACAAGAUGGACACAAAUACUUUUAUAGGUUAUAGAGUUAUAAAAGCCUUUGUGUUGUAGUUGUGAAAAAGCCAUGACAUUAUCAGACUACUGAUAUGGUUCUUAACAGCUCUGAAGCUUGAGUUUAAUACAUAACAAGCCUGAAGUGUUCAUUUGCUUCCUCAAUUUGGAGAUGUCUUUAUGGCUCUGUUUAGUUUCGUUUUCUACAGAAGAAAUGCAUUCUAACUGCUCUUCUGAUAAUGCACAGCUGCAACAAAACAGACAACAAAAACGUCUGAGCCAUGGCUGUGGCCUGAGGAUGACAAAUUACAAACUUUUUGACCAAAUUCCAGUCUGUAAUUUUAACUUUGGUUGACAUCUUAAGUCAGCUUUUUGUGUGGUGAUGAUGUUGUUAAUUUUCUGGUGAUAUAAUUGUCUGAUAAUGUGGGAUGAUUCUUCACACAAACGUGCAUAAAUGAUAAUUGCCUUAAAUCUUUACAUGUAAAUGCACUUAUUACUGUAUUAUAAAAUUCCAUUUUAUCUACUUAUUUAUGUUAGGAUGGAAUAAAAAGUUUUAGUUUAAAGCAAAAUUAACAGCAAGCAAAUGUACAUUUUUUUUAAUGCAGAACUGCUAUUCAUUGUAUUCCUCCCAGUUCACAUUAAUAAAUGUUUUACUGUC
This is a messenger RNA of Pangasianodon hypophthalmus (striped catfish), 2694 nucleotides long. RefSeq names its product spermatogenesis associated 2-like (gene spata2l). Gene Ontology annotation, cellular component: cytoplasm. The coding region runs from base 141 to 1937 and encodes 598 amino acids. The record is from RefSeq and is a predicted model, not a curated record. Lineage: Eukaryota; Metazoa; Chordata; Actinopteri; Siluriformes; Pangasiidae. The transcript has 3 exons.